Eimeria mitis is the source of this 2823-nucleotide messenger RNA. RefSeq lists its product as uncharacterized. NCBI's taxonomy places the organism in Eukaryota, Apicomplexa, Conoidasida, Eucoccidiorida, Eimeriidae. The transcript is spliced from 9 exons. The record is from RefSeq and is a predicted model, not a curated record. Bases 1 to 2823 code for a protein of 940 amino acids.
AUGUGGGAGUCAUUCCUGCGUACACUCUCAAGCGGCGGCGGUGAGGACGCAGCUGAAACAGCAGCAGCAGCAGAAGCAGCAGCAACAGAAGGAGAAGCAGCAGCAGCAGCGUCUGAUGCUCAGACUGCAGCAGCAGCAACUGCAGCAGCAGCAGAAGCAGAAAUAGAAGCAGCAGCAGCAGCAGCAGCAGAAGCAAGUGACCACCGCGUCGCGCUGCAGUCGCUGCUGCGCUUGCGGGAGGCCCUAAGAAGCAGCCGCAGCAACUCCCCCCCAUACAGGGAGCUGCUGCUGCUGCAGCAGCAGCUGCUGCAGCAGCAGCAGCAGCAGCAACCUGAGACAUUCGAUAUCUCCAGCAUGGAGGAAGCAGCAGCAGAAGCAUCAGCAGCAGAAGCAGCAGCAGAUGCAGCAGUAGCAGAGGCAGCAGCAGCAGAGGCAGCAGCAGCAGAAGCAGAAGCAGCAGCAGCAGCAGCAGCAGCAGCAGCAGCAGCUUUAGGCACACCGAUGUCCGCACCUGGAGGAGCUGAAGCGGAGCGCCGUGCUGCUGCUGCUGCUGCUGCUGCUGCUGCUGCUGCUGAGGCAGCAGAGGCCGAGUGUGCCCCGGAUUUCAGCAGCAUGAACACAGCAGCAGCAACAGCAGCAGCAGCAGCAGCAGAUGAGUACAGCUCUAGGUGCAGCAGGAGCAGCAGCAGCUCGUUUGGUGUUGAUAGAGAAGAAGAGAUCGUAGCAGCAGCAGCAGCAGCAGCAGCAGCAGCAAACAGUCCGUUACGGUCCCCCUUGCUGCUGCGCCGCCGCUUCUUAGGCUUGGGGAGGGUCUACUCUUCACAGCAGCAGCAGCAGCAGCAGCAGCAGCAGCUGCAGCAGCAGCAGCCGCAGCAGCAGCAGCAGGAGCAGGAGGAGCAGAGCGAGGUCGAGUUGACAGACGAAGCGCUGCUGCAGCAGCAGCAUUCAAAUAGCAGCAAUUCUGCUUCACCAGCAGCAGCAGCAGCAGCAGCAGCAGCAAGCCCAGCAGCAGCAGCAGCAGAAACAGAUGCUGCAGCAGCAGAAGGGUCAUUAGGAGCGCCGGAAAAUGCAGCAGCAGCAGCAGCAGCAGGAGACAGCUCAGCAGCAGCAGAUACAGCAGCAGCAGCAGCAAUGGAUACAGAGGCAGCAGCAGCAGCAGAAACAGCAGCAGCAGCAGCAGCAGCAGCAGCUAUGGAGACAGAAGCAGCAGCAAGAGGAGAUGAAGUGGACCAUGUGCUGCUGGUUAUACACGGCAUUGGCUGCGGGGAGCAGCACGAGGUGCAGCAGCAGCAGCAACGUGCUGCUGCUGCUGCUGCUGCUGCUGCUGCUGAGGCAGCAGAGGCCGAGUGUGCCCCAGAUUUCAGCAGCAUGAACACAGCAGCAGCAGCAGCAACAGCAGCAGCAGCAGAUGAGUACAGCUCUAGGUGCAGCAGGAGCAGCAGCAGCUCGUUUGGCGUUGAUAGAGAAGAAGAGAUCGUAGCAGCAGCAGCAGCAGCAGCAGCAGCAAACACAGCAGCAGCAGCAGCAAGCCCAGCAGCAGCAGCAGCAGAAACAGGUGCUGCAGCAGCACCAGCAACUGCAGCAGUAGAACAGUCAUCAGGAGCGCCGGAAAAUGCAGCAGCAGCAGCAGCAGAUACAGCAGCAGCACCAGCUAUGGAUACAGAGGCAGCAGCAGCAGCAGAAACAGCAGCAGCAGCAGCAGCAGCAGCAGCUAUGGAAACAGAAGCAGCAGCAAGAGGAGAUGAAAUCGACCAUGUGCUGCUGGUUAUACACGGCAUUGGCUGCGGGGAGCAGCACGAGCCUGUUCGGGUGUACGUACACUCCAUCAACUGGAAAAGAUGCAUCGUAGAAGCACAGGACCAAUGCGUCAACAGUCUGUGGUUUUGGCGGCAGCCUGUUCGGGUGUACGUACACUCCAUCAACUGGAAAAGAUGCAUCGUAGAAGCACAGGACCAACAGCAACUGAAGGAGACAGUUGAGGAAACAGUUCAGGAGACAGAUGAAAAGGAGACAGUUGAAAAGGAGACAGUUGAAAAGGAGACAGUUGAAAAGGAGACAGUUGAAAAGGAGACAGCCGAGGAGGCGGAAAAGGGGACAGAUGAAAAGGAGACAGUAGAAAAGGAGACAGUUGAAGAGGAGACAGUAGAAAAGGAGACAGUAGUAAAGGAGACAGUAGAAAAGGAGACAGUAGAAAAGGAGACAGUGUUGUACCUGUGCAUAGAUUUGAUCGGGUUUGAAAAGGAGACAGUUGAAGAGGAGACAGAUGAAAAGGAGACAGUUGAAGAGGAGACAGUUGAAAAGGAGACAGUUGAAAAGGAGACAGCUGAAAAGGAUACAGCUGAAAAGGAGACAGCUGAGGAGACACAUGAGGAGACAGUAGAAAAGGAGACAGAUGAAACGGAGACAGUAGAAAAGGAGACAGUAGAAAAGGAGACAGUAGAAAAGGAGACAGUUUUGUACCUGUGCAUAGAUUUGAUCGGGUACAGCUGCAACAGGAGACAGCAACUGAAGGAGACAGUUGAGGAAACAGUUCAGGCGACAGAUGAAAAGGAGACAGUUGAAAAGGAGACAGAUGAAAAGGAGACAAAUGAAAAGGAGACAGAUGAAGAGGAGACAGUUGAAAAGGAGACAGCUGAGGAGACAGCUGAGGAGAAACAUGAGGAGACAGUAGAAAAGGAGACAGUAGAAAAGGAGACAGAUGAAAAGGAGACAGUUGAAAAGGAGACAGUAGAAAAGGAGACAGUGUUGUACCUGUGCAUAGAUUUGAUCGGGUGUGAGUGCGCCAGCCUCAGGCAGCCUGGCGCAGCAGCCCACGAGCUCUAG